AUGGGAGUGAUUAGGAGUUAACAAGAUGCGAUUACAUUUGUGAUCGCCAUCUCUUUCAAGUUUCAAGAGGGCACGUCGUGGCAGGUUGUGUGCUCUAUAUGCAGUCUCACUCUCGUUUUAGAAAAGCAAUCAAACACUUUGACCUCCAACAACAAUAUUGUAAGAACAUCAAAAAAAUAAAUUCAAGCAUUUGAUUCAUUUGUUGAUUGCAUAUCUGCCCCUGAUUUUGAUCACUGCAAGAAUCCACUUCGUUGAUCUUUUGAUUGUAAGAGAAUUGUCAUGGAGGUUAGGCCAAAUCAGACGGCUGAUAACUCUCCGCAGCAUCGGCGUCAUGUGCCAGCGACCCCAUCAAAGCAACCUGUUGCUCCUUCUAACACAGUUGACACCGCCUCAGUUUCUCAAAGGUUACAGAAGGAAUUAAUGUCUCUUAUGAUGAUUGGAGGAGAUCUUGGAGUGUCAGCUUUUCCUGAAGGCGAGAGCAUUUUUGCAUGGAUUGGAACGAUUAUGGGUGGCAAGGGAACUGCCUACGAGGGAUUAUCAUACAAGCUUUCUCUGCGUUUUCCUCUAGACUACCCUUUCAAACCACCUCAAGUCAAAUUUGAGACGAUGUGCUUCCAUCCAAAUGUUGAUCAAUUUGGGAACAUAUGCCUUGAUAUUCUUCAGGAUAAAUGGUCUUCAGCGUAUGAUUGCAGAACCAUUCUCUUAUCCAUUCAAAGUCUAUUGGGAGAACCGAACCCAGACAGUCCUCUGAACAACUACGCUGCCAAACUCUGGAAUAACGAAGAAGGUUACAAAAGCAUGGUCCACAGACAGUAUUAUGCUGGAGAAGCAUUUGAGAGUUGAGCUACAGUUCCCAUCCCUGAUAAAAUCCGAAAUGUCAACACUUCCACACCUUUGCUCUUUGAAGGUUUGGGGAAGAGUCUGUAGUCAGUUUCGAUAUUUGUAUUACCACCCUCUUAAUGAACAUUCUCGUGUAAAAAACUUCAACUCGUAUCAUUUUUCAGGAAAUUUCAGUCCUUUUCCUACUCUGAUUAAGCAGGUGAUAUUUCUUCUUGUCAUUGGACAUCUACAAGUUGUAAAGCAAAAUAUCAAAUUCAAUGAAAAGCCAUUUCGGGUUCUUCUAUAA
Populus euphratica (Euphrates poplar) is the source of this 1126-nucleotide messenger RNA. Its product is annotated as probable ubiquitin-conjugating enzyme E2 C. The transcript has 6 exons. The record is from RefSeq and is a predicted model, not a curated record. The coding region runs from base 280 to 843 and encodes 187 amino acids. NCBI's taxonomy places the organism in Eukaryota, Viridiplantae, Streptophyta, Magnoliopsida, Malpighiales, Salicaceae.